AAGAGAGCCCUGUUCUCCAUCACACACACGAGCGGGAGGAGACAGAGCCGGUGGUGGGUCUGUCAGAGCUUAUAAAGGUGGGGGCUGAGCCUGCCCUGCGACCAGCUUCUCGCACUGAGCACUUGGGCAGCGCCCUCCAGAAGCAGCCUGUGGACCAGCCUGGCAGGUGCAGUUUGGCUCAUUGCCUGUGGGUCUCCCCUCAGGCCUGGCCCUUUCUGAACCGCCCUGAGCCGAGAUGGUGACCCUGCUGCUGCUCUCUGUCCUGGUGGGCCUCUCCAGCGUGGCUGAUGGUCAGGGCGUGCACCUGGGCUGGUGUCCUGAGCCUCCUGUCCAGGAGAACUUUGACACCCUGAAGUAUCUCGGGAGAUGGUACGAGAUUGAGAAGAUCCCCGUGAGUUUUGAGAAGGGAAGCUGUAUCCAGGCCAAUUAUUCCUUGAAAGAGAACGGGAAGAUCAAAGUGCUCAACCAGGAGAUUCGACCCGAUGGCAGUGUGAACCAGGUGGAGGGGGAGGCCGCCCCCACCAACCUCACAGAGCCCGCCAAACUGGGAGUCAAGUUCUUCUGGUUGAUGCCCACUUCUCCCUACUGGGUCCUGGCCACGGAUUACGAGAACUAUGCCCUUGUAUACUCCUGUACCACCUUCAUCUGGCUCUUCCACAUGGACUACGCCUGGAUCCUGGCCAGACGCCCGUACCUCCCGCCCGCCAUAGUGAGCCAGCUGAAGGGCAUCCUCAGCGCCAAUGGCAUCGACAUUGAGAAGAUGGUGCCCACUGAUCAGAUGAACUGCCCCGAGUUCCUCUAGAAAGCCCGCCCCGGCCUCCCUGGGCCACCAGCUUGUGCCCGCCCUGGCCACCUGCCCCUGCCUCUCGCUUUGCUCCUUGGAAAGAAAGCAGCAGCCUGGAAGCUGGGCCUAAUCCCCACCGGCUGGCCAGGCAGGCCCUCUCAGGCUCCAGGGAGCUGGGGUCCAUGGGGAGCGGGAGGAGAAGCCUUUGGGAAACAUGGCCUAGAAACCUGGCUUUGCCCCCGCCCCGGUCAGUCAGGACCCCGUGGCAGCCCUGGCUGACACGCCCCACCCCCCCUUCCUACCAAGAUCACUAACGCCCCCCUGCCUCACAGCAGCCCUGCCCCGGGGGAGAGCCGGGCCUCCCAGAUGUGGCCCAGGAGGAGAGAAGGCCCGGCCUGCCCCGGCCCCCCAGCGAGGGCACCGAGAAAUGCUUGCUUAGCGAGGCUGCCAAUAAAACGUCCAGGUUCCGCCUUAA
Messenger RNA from Sarcophilus harrisii (Tasmanian devil), 1259 nucleotides. RefSeq names its product apolipoprotein D (gene APOD). Bases 236 to 802 code for a protein of 188 amino acids. Lineage: Eukaryota; Metazoa; Chordata; Mammalia; Dasyuromorphia; Dasyuridae. Gene Ontology annotation, biological process: lipid transport; brain development; tissue regeneration. Gene Ontology annotation, molecular function: cholesterol binding. The transcript has 5 exons. The record is from RefSeq and is a predicted model, not a curated record.